AUGAGUGCGACAGAGAGUGAUCGGCAGGGCCCGCGCUUCACCGUGGUGCCUUGCUCGUGCUGCGACGCGGAGCGCGUCAUGGACUUCAUGACGAGGACCUUCUACCGGGAGGAGCCGGUGCUGCUGGCCGCGGGGCUGACGCGCAACCCGCCCAGGAUGCUGCUGGAGCACACGCGCGCCUCCUUCGACGAGGGCCUCUCGCUCAUGGCCGUGCUGCCCGACCACCAGGACAGGAUCUGCGGCGUGGCCAUCAACAGCAUCGUGACGCCCGAGGACGCCUGCAAGCUGCGCCAGGACGCCGAGGCCGCUGACUGCCCCGCCACGAAGCGCGUCCUGGAGCUCUGGACCAUGAUGCUGGAGCGGCCCGAGAUCUGGCGCGUGUCUGACGGCGACGUCCGCUGCAUGUUGGAGCUGCGCGAGCUGGCCACCUCCGAGGACAUGCGCGGCCGCGGCGUGGGGCUGCAGCUGGCGCUGGCCGCCCGGGAGGUGGCCGCCGACGUCGGCGCGCCCGCCUACAAGAUCGACUGCACGAGCCAGUACAGCGCGAACAUCGCACAGAAGCUCGGCAUGAAGAAGGUGUUCUCCGUGCCGUAUGCGUCGCACCUGGGCGAAGGCGGCAAGCCAAUCUUCACGCCGCCGUGUCCACACGUCGAGGCGGCCGUCUACACGCAGGAGCUGUCCAAAGACUGCCAGCACAAAUUCGGCGGCGAAUUUUGA
Thrips palmi is the source of this 717-nucleotide messenger RNA. RefSeq lists its product as uncharacterized. The record is from RefSeq and is a predicted model, not a curated record. The transcript is spliced from 4 exons. Gene Ontology annotation, molecular function: N-acetyltransferase activity. NCBI's taxonomy places the organism in Eukaryota, Metazoa, Arthropoda, Insecta, Thysanoptera, Thripidae. Bases 1 to 717 code for a protein of 238 amino acids.